UACGGGAAAAGUUUGAGUUCAAUUCUUUACAACCUAGAGCCGCGACAUAUUUACGUUCCAGAACAGCCUCUUAAAAAUGAACAACAGUUCCGCUGCAGAUCCGUUCACCGACGAAGACGUUUUCUUUGGUUUCAGACCAGAGUUUUCGUAUCCUGUUGCAGCCUGUUACAUAGUUAUCACAGUGGUGGCGGUCUUUGGAAACUUCUUGGUCUGUUUCGCAAUACUUGCUAACCGGCAUCUCCGCCGCAAUCCCACGAAUCUUUUUAUUUUUUCCUUGGCUCUUUCAGAUUUUCUCGCAGCAACGAUCGUGGUACCGUUUGAUAUAGAAUCACUUUUCCUUGAUGGUGCAUGGAAUCAUGGAAGAGCAUUCUGCAUAGUUUGGCAGGUGGUGUACAUGAUUACUAUACCCAUCUCGAUUUUCAGCCUAUUGACUAUCAGUGUGGAUCGAUAUAAAACCCUCAGUGAUCCUUUGUCGCGGUUUAAGAAUUCACAGUUUAUGACCCAAAGCAGAGCUCGAAUUGUCGUAGCGAUCAUCUGGCUGUAUUGCCCACUAUGGCCGUUUUUUGUCCUCAUGGGUUGGCGAGAGGAAGGAGAAGCAGAUGAUGAUGGCAUCUGCAUGCUGCCAUACACAAAGAACUAUAUCCUUGUUUCGUCCUUUCUUAAUGUUAUUCUUCCGCUAAUGAUCACAUGCUUUUUUUACGUCCUCAUAUAUCGCAUUGCUGUCAAGAACAAUCGAUCCACCAAACGAGGCACCUUUCCUUCGAUGCGGCAGCCCUCCAAGGAUGAAAAAAAGGUGUAUUUGAGAAAAGUCAAAGCGGCUAAGACGACUUCAAAGUUCGUUUUGGCGCUGUUCUUCUGCUGGCAACCUCACUUUUAUUUUGCCAUUGCCAGUGCUAUUGACGGAGAAAACUGGGAACCGUUUCCUUACGAAGUUCACUCAGUGGUGUUGAUGUUUGGUUACCUUAACUCAGCACUUAAUCCGUUUCUUUUUGGAGAAGCAGAUGAUGAUGGCAUCUGCAUACUAAAUUACACAAAGAACUUUAUCCUUGUUUCGUCCUUCCUUAAUGUUAUUCUUCCGCUGAUGAUCACAUGCUUUUUUUACGUCCUCAUAUAUCGCAUUGCUGUCAAGAACAAUCGAUCCACCAAAAGAGGCACCUUUCCUUCGACCCGAAAGCCCUCCAAGGAUGAAAAAAAGGUGUAUUUGAGAAAUGUCAAAGCGGCUAAGACGACUUCAAAGUUCGUUUUGGCGCUGUUCUUCUGCUGGCAACCUUACUUUUAUUUUGUCGUUGCUAGUGCUAUUGACAGCGAAAACUGGGAAUCGUUUCCUCACGAGGUUUACCUAGUGUUAUUAAUGUUCGGUUACCUUAACUCGGCACUUAAUCCGUUUCUUUUUGCCUUUUCCAACAAAAGUUUUAAGGCUGUUUAUAAAAAGCUUUUUACAUCGCGUAAACAAGCUGUAAAACGGGCUGAAUCCAGCAUAUCACUACGUCGGCUCUCAACGUUUUCACAAAGCACUGUCACCUCCGAGAUUCCGGAGCUGGGAAGCGGUGUCCGUCUCCGAUCCAUAUCCCAUUAUGAAGAUUCAGUUUUUGAAUCAAUGCCUGCGGCAGAGAAGUAGCUGUAGUGAGAACUCAAGGAGGUAAUUUAAGAUCUAGAAACUUUGGUUAAAAGAGCUGGGUUAUUUGUAUGUGAUUUACCAACAAACAUUAUAUUGUUGCAUUACUCCGAGGCUCUUAAUUUGAAUAUUGUAAAGCAAUUACAUUACAAAUAAGAAUUUUUCCCAAGCACUUAUAUAGAUCUGUCAGGUAAUAACAACAUAUGCAUUUUGUAAAUAAUCACAUCGCAAUGUACCCGCUUGAGCAGUAGCGGUAAUCAUUAUGUUUGGGGUAAGAAUCACCUAAUAUGUAACUCUCAGAGAUUUGAUGGUAAAAAUGUUCUAUUAGUGAGAACAUAUUUUAUGUAAAUUUUCUGAGCUUACUAAGAUUUUGUUUGAAAUUAAUGUGAUGCUUUAUCGUUGAAAUUAACGGGACAGAAAAUUGAAGUUAGGGAUACAUAAUCAGUAAAACAUGGAGAUAGUGUAGGUGAAGUGACGUGUGGUCUCAGGGUUAUUUCUGUAAGACAUAAAACUCGACAAAAUUUGACUUACAAAAUUGCAAAAACAAAGAGAUCAAAUGCUACAAAUCUUGGUUUUGUAUCUAUCAAGAGAAUGUCAACUGCUGAUAUUCUUAUAAUACAUAGACA
Messenger RNA from Pocillopora damicornis (cauliflower coral), 2241 nucleotides. Its product is annotated as histamine H2 receptor-like. The record is from RefSeq and is a predicted model, not a curated record. Gene Ontology annotation, cellular component: plasma membrane. Gene Ontology annotation, biological process: positive regulation of MAPK cascade; adenylate cyclase-activating adrenergic receptor signaling pathway. Lineage: Eukaryota; Metazoa; Cnidaria; Anthozoa; Scleractinia; Pocilloporidae. Gene Ontology annotation, molecular function: G protein-coupled receptor activity.